Molecule: messenger RNA, 2516 nt
Organism: Halichondria panicea
Lineage: Eukaryota; Metazoa; Porifera; Demospongiae; Suberitida; Halichondriidae
Exons: 3
Coding region: 527-2398 (623 amino acids)
Source: RefSeq, a predicted model, not a curated record
AAACUCAGUAAUUAUGAGGAUGGGGAAACCCCUAGUAAUUAGUAAUUAUGAGGGGUGAGGAAACCUAGUAAUUAGGUGGGAUACGGUAAUGUUGUGGAGUGUUUGUCAUUACUUUAUACCUCGGUCUACUAUUGCACCUCAACAAUUACAUGUUGUGCACGGGAACAGGUACAUGUAUAAUAUGUCUCGAUGUAAAACAAAUAGCUUCUUGCAGGCAUUCGUAUCAGGACUUGCACACCUCAAUAUUCACCCCUUCAAUUUAAGUGGUACAUGUAGUAAUCUAUCGCUUAUGCGUCAUUGCUGUUGCUAAACGAAGUUGGUAAUCUACAUGUAUGAUCUGAUAAGGCAUCACACAGGAAAUUACGUCAUCAACAUUUCUAUUGCUGCCAAUUAGCUCAAAGCUAUCAUUAUAAUUACAGCUAGCUACUUGAAUUACCUGUACAUGUACAUAUCUUGUACAUACUUAUUAUAAGUUAUCAGAUCUGCCACCUGCUAGCUAUUCAGCCAAAAACACUGAACUUACAGGAUGAGCCAAACCAGCAGCAAUGAUUCUAAGAAGGCAACCACCAAGGACACAUCACCAGCCGCUAGCUCCAAGGCUCUCCCAGUCAUCACUGAAGAAGAAGUUGGACGAAUCAUUGACCUAGGUCUUGGCCGUGGUGUGGAUGCUACUGAUGCUUCUCCUUGGCUCCACAAGUCUUCGUUUCAAGUCAGGAGAAUCCACAUUGAUAAUAUCAUUGGAACAGAAGAAGGUGGAUCGAUGCAGAGCUAUGAACGAGAGGUGUCCAGUGUUACUACACAACAGACCAACUUGAAAGCCUCCGUGGCAAUACCCCAGGCUCCGGUUAAUCUAGGCCUCGAGGGAGAGCAAUCGAGAAGUGUUUCAACAACACGAAAAGCCAUUGGAAAGAGAGUGAUGAACAGGACUAUAUCUUUUUCUUCACAAUUUGAUGACCUCCCACAGUCAAGCAGCAAGAGUGUCAAAACUAUAGAUGCUCAGAAAGAAACCGUUGUUCCUAAAGUUGUCUAUGCCACAGCCACUGAAGUUGAACAAAAGGAACUAGAUCGACAACACGUAUUCAAUUUUGAGGAAAGGCUCUCGAAAUGGAUCCUGGAGCGAAUAAUACAUCGCUAUGAAUUGGCAAAGAAGAUUGAAGACAGAACAGUACCCCCGGAGAUUUCGCUGGUCAAAGGAGUCAACCCUUGCGACGAUUUGUCAAAUUACAUCAACGCAGUCGAUAAAGAGGGAGCUAAGCAGAUUGUCAGCGAUUGUGCAGAUUUCGUUCGUCAUUUCCGCAUCACCCAUUACGUCAAUUCCAUCAGUCUUGGGGCAUCUCAGUACAGACUCUUCAGCGAGACCGAGUAUUACAGCAAAAUUGGGGCCAAGGGAACAUUUGGCUUCGAAAGUCUUGCAAAUCUAGUCAUCUCCCAAUCAUUUUCCAAGAAAACGACGAACAAGGCUUCAGAUUUACGACAAAUUGGGAGGAUCGUGAACGAGAAAGUUUCUAGGGGUACCUAUGAUGAGGCGGUGAUCGGGAUUGGGAUACUGCCGAUACAUCAGCUCGUGCAGUUGAGGUUCCUUCAUUUGGCAAUGAGAAAAGCUCUUCUGGACUACAUUGAAGUGCAAGGAGACACAAGUUCUGGUCCAUUCCUCAUUGCUGUGGGAGACAUCUACUGGAAGGUAAACAAAAGAAAUGGAUUCGCCGUCGAAGGAACCACAGAAGUAUCCCAAGCCUCGUUGUUUUUCAUCAUCCCAACGGACAAUGGGGACCACCCGUACGAGUUUUUGAUUGGUUGGCACGGUGACGGACAUCGAGGACUGCAACGUGGUAUUCCCACACUCUCUCAAGACAGACCCCACACACCAGCAAUGUUUCGAUACCUCGAUGCUCAUGUGAGUAUUUUGGGGCGAAACAGUGGACCUCUGUACAUGAGGAAUGAUAUUCAUGAGCAUAAUGCACGGUUCUCACUUCACAGUCGAUUGUUCAAGAAACACACGGCUCCAGUUGAUCUUCGAGAGUGGGUGUUGGGAAAUGACCAGUUCUUCAUCAACUGUUCACGAAGGAGUGGUCGUAUCGAUGGAUUCUUGGCAACCAAGAGGGUAACACAGAGAGGUGCUGCACAAGCCGAGUAUACGUCAGCGUGUGUGCCGUCUAUCAAGUAUCACAACGAGGUGGACGCUUUUAUGCUUUUCAGUUUGAUCUCUCCGAGAGUUAAAGAAAGUCUUUUGUCGCCCGCCAAAAUUGUUACCCCAGAGCAAGAUCUUAACGAGGAAUUCGAUUCGUUUAUCGGAGACAGUUCAUUGGCAAAGUUUAGUUUCAAGGACAAACCGCUACCUGGGAAAAGAGGAGCCAGUUUAGGAAUGGAAAUGACACCAUUAGCACCACAAGACCAAUAGACUAUUAGCAUAAAUCUCACUAACUGCGUGACUGGACACAUGUUGUAUUUGUAUGUUUGACCCUUGCUCCUUUUUAUCUUCUGACAACUAAAAGUGAAAUUUUAUCACUCUAUACAAA